This is a messenger RNA of Lachancea fermentati, 1650 nucleotides long. Lineage: Eukaryota; Fungi; Ascomycota; Saccharomycetes; Saccharomycetales; Saccharomycetaceae. The record is from the annotation of a GenBank genome assembly.
AUGACAACCGCAAAGCCAGUGGAUACAGUGGCCUCUUCAGAAACGGCAAAAGAAAUUCAAUUGAAGAAGUUACCAACUUUAGAGGAAGUACCCGCGAAUGAAUUGGAGGAUCCUCUUCAAAAUAUGCUGGGGAGGGCCAUAGCUAUCCAACUAAAAGCAAUGAGAAAAGACAGUUGCAUAUCAGAAUUUGGUCUGGAAAAUCUUAUACUACUUGUUGAAGAGUAUCUAUCGGAUAUGCUCAAAGCACUGAAGAAAAUGGCGAACGUACAAAGGCGGCAUUGCAUUUGUAAAAAAGACUUACUAUUAAUACUGAAGGGAUACGAUCUCGAAUAUGCCGAUUUAGUUGCAGAGUUUGAACGAUCUCAGUUCGUGAAGUCUCAGUAUCCUGAAGAAGUUCAACAUGUCAACAAUAAUAGUAGGCAGAUAAGCGAAAAAAAGCAUACACAAAUGUCAGAAAAGGAACUCCUGGAGGGUGCACAUUCAGAAUUUUUCGUUAAGGACGUGGAAAUUUUGGACCUUGUACCGCCUUCUAAUAAGAACAAUAAAUAUGUUCCCAAAUGGCUGCCGGAUUUCCCUCCAGAUCACACCUACAGGUUUACCUCACAGUACAACAAACCGAUCACAGAUGAAAGGCAGAUGAAGCGCAAACUGGUCGAGGAGGCAAAUCACUCAGAACAAGCUCUUAUCAAAUUCAUGAAGGAAGGAUUUGAAGAAGAAAAACUCAAAAUCACUAACGAAAAAAGCAUUUUCGAAGAAAGUCAGCAAGAAACGUUGCUAAUUUACGGUCCUCCUAAAAAGAAAAAAUCUAAAACGGUCAACAGUGUCAAUGAGUUGCUGCGAACUCUUCCUUUAAACAAUUACAAUGUAGAAGAAUAUGCCAGAAAUCGCGUAGAAAUAGCUAGGAGAAAGGUUCUACAAUAUGAAAGACACCAGCUGCAGCUUCAGAAAAACCCGUUUAUCAAGGCAGCACAUUUAGCAUCGCCAUUUGGCAAAAAUCCCAUUAAUACAAAGCAUAGCGAGAAGGAAUUGACAUCCAUGCUCCAACGAAGCUACGUAGGCUUGAUGAAGUCCAUUCCAUUGUUAAAAGAAAAACGGAAACGUGAGGAGCAAUUGGCAAGAGAAAGGAGACGCUUAAGAGAAGAGCAGAUUCGACAGGAAAAGCAAAACCAAAGAGGUUCAGAAUACGAGGUACUCGACUUGAGCAACCUAAAUGAGGAUCCUUUCUUCGGGGACUUGGGCAGUAGUGAUAGUGAUGAAGAGCAUGCAGGAAAUAAUGAUGCUGAGGCAACUGAGCUCCAUGCAAACAUAACGACUAAUCUCAUAAAUGGCAUGGGCUCUCCACAUUCGCCCAUGUCUUCGGUUGAUCCUUCGCAACCGCUACGAUCCUCCAGCACCCAGGCUGACGCAGAGACGACAUUAGAUCCUUCAUUAGAUGCAUCGGUAGAUCUAUCCGCGCACCCUUCAGCUGAGCAAUCACAGGAGCCCUAUUUAGAGCAAUCAGUAGAUCCAUUAGCUGAGCAGGUGCUGGAGGCAUCAGAAGAGCCACUUGCCGAUUCCCAGAAACUACAACGUCCUCCGAUUGGAAAUUCUUCGGCACAGCCGCAAAUCAAUCCAUCAUCUACAAAGGAUAGUAUUGGGCCGACGCAGUGA